This is a messenger RNA of Porites evermanni, 5804 nucleotides long. The record is from the annotation of a GenBank genome assembly. NCBI's taxonomy places the organism in Eukaryota, Metazoa, Cnidaria, Anthozoa, Scleractinia, Poritidae.
AGGGAAGUAAUUGGCCGAAAAACGGUGGAAAACAUGGCGAACUUCAUGCAGUAAUUUUUGGCAGACGUUGCGUUUAGUUCUUAAAAAAGCUUGCGAUAAGCCUCAAACAGUACAUCGUGUGAUCAGAAGACCAUGUCCUUGGCACUGGAGUCAAACUCGGGCUCUCUUUAUGGUUGCAAGAACUCGUUGUUCAUCCAAGCAGUUUUUUCGUCGCCCUUGGCUUCGAUCCAAACCACAAUGCAUGAUUUGACGAAACUUUUUUGUAUAUCCCGAAAUCUUAAUUCUUCUCGGCUUUCUUUGCAAACAACAUCGUAUUUCAGAUGUCCGUUGAUCUAUAAAAGAAUGUUAAAAAUGCCCGCCGAAGACAGCAGUGGUGUGGAAUUUCCGAAUGCAAUUCAGAAAAGAAGCCUUUGUCAUUCUAAAAUCACAGCAGAUGAAUUAUUUGAUUAUGGGAGAAAACUUGUCACCGAAUUAAUUCAUCAAAAUACACCAGAGAUUCUUCAAGAAAGCGAGCUGUUGCGAGUCGUUAAAUCAGCGUUAGGUUUGUCAUAUUGUGAUCAAAGAUGUUCCAAGACUGACGACGAGGGUGCAACAAGCUUUUCUUGGAACGACAAGGAUAGUAUUGCAAAUACCUUCUGGCAUUUCGGAGAGGAAAAAUGGAAGGAGGCAGCUGAAAAGAUUUCAAUGUAUAAACCAGAGAAGGUGAUCCAUGAUGCAGUUGAGGUAAGCUUGUCAUAGGAGAAAUAAUAGUCUUUAAAAUUUAUUUUGACGUCUUUCUAUAACACUAUAAACUAAACACUUUGUUCUAUUAGACCAACAGUAAUGGUGGUGUUUAGAUAAUGGCUAAGUUGUAGUUAGCUCAGUCUACCGACAAAACAAAACAUUUGCCGGUUUAGUCCCUCUUUAUUUUAACAAACAAACCAUUUAGCUGUUAUAAAUAAUGACCAAAUUUCACCUUUCAAUUUAGCUAAAGUGUUUGUUAGAAUACAGAGUGACUUAUCGACUAAUCUAAUGGAGAGCUUGGGCAGUCAUUGCCCGUGGGGGAGGGGGGCACUCCCUUACAUAGCCUCCGAUGUAGACGUUCCUUUGGCUCGUCAAACAGUCCUUCCCCUUUGCGGGUAAGAAACGUGUGACAAAAUUCGAAGAAUGUCUGCAUAGAAGGCUAGUACGUGCUACUUAACAGGGUAUGUUUUGCGGUGUAUGUUUCAGUAUUUUAGUGUCUUGAACAGAGUGUCUUUCUUGUCCAGAAGCCCUUGAUAUUAAGCUGUACACUCAGUAAUGCAUGCAUGCUCUACAUGUUUGGCAUCAACGAUUUUAAAUCUAAUUCUAUGAUAUUUUUUAUAUGUAUAAACACUUCUGUAUUUAGAGCUGCAAGUAGAUUAAUAAUUAGCCAUCUGACAAUAUCCUACUGAAUUUUUUUUUAUGUCAAAUGAAACCCUUCUUGCAGUUGAACAUGAUUACAGUGUACCAGACAAAUCAAAUCCCAGAGACCCUCACUUUAAAGCUGAAGAUUUGCAUAGUACUUAAAGAUAUUUAAAACACAAUGUAAUGAAUGCCAAAUUAUUUUUUCAGUCUGCUUGACAAAAUGGUGAUCUGGUCUUCUGCCGUUGCGUGUUACUAGCUUGUGAUUGAAAGGAUACAAUGCAUGUGAGGCAACUGCCUUUUAUCACAAGUUUUUUUUUUCAUGUGAGAUUGUCAAUAAAUAAAAACAAAACUUGUUGCAUUUGUAUAUGUCACAAGGUAAACAAGCGUACGUUGUAUACUUGUAUGAGAGAACUGUGACUUUGAGAAACUUGAUAAUCAAGAUGUUGACGUGCGACAUCCAUGCCAUAAUUAUUAUUGUCACCUAGUCUAUACAGCCACCUCGUUGUUUUGUCACAGAGAAAUAGCCAUACCUUUUCUUCCUACUACAUUAUUUCAGCGUGUUCACCACUCAAACCAUAGCCAAGUCUGCAUUCUGUAAAACAGACAAGUAGCAAACAAAGAUACUUGUAUACUGUAGAUCUUGAGAAACAUUAAUGAGAUUGAUGUGUUAAUAAUACUGCCAAUUGAACAAAAAAUGGGCAAAAUGAAAAUGUGUCCAGUCCUAGUAUGAAGGAAAAGUGAUUUUUCAUUGCCAUCCUUUUUAUGACUUCAAAUCCAAAGAAAACUAAUCUCUCUCACAAUGAAUGAUGCCAAUUAAAAGUAACUGUUGCCCAGAGACAUGGCAUUUCUAUAGUGCCACUGCAAAGCUAGAGAAAGGUAAUGUGCAUGCCCUUCAUAUUGUCUUUAAUGAGCAACAAACGCCCUACUCUGAACUACUAAAUAGAAUAGGUUUACCUUCACUAGUGAAUCAACACCUCGCUAAAAUAACUUAUACAGUUUUUAAUGUCAUUAACAAUGAACAUGCACCAAAGAGCAUCAAAGAUCUGAUCUAACAUAGAAACAGUAAAUAUGACCUCAGGGGAAAUGACAUUUUAAAGCGGUCAAUGGCUAACUUUUCAACUUACGUCCUUAAAUCGUGGUGAUUUACAGCACCAAAACUUUGGAAUUCUUUACCUGACUCACAUAGAACUAUAGGAUCUUUCAAGGCUUUUAAAAAUAGUAUAAGAAAACUGGACUUAUCAGGUUUAAUAUAAUUACCUACUACAUGUACUACUACUGCCAGUUUAUUUUAUUGAAAAUAGAUUUAGCUUUUGUCUCAUUUGUGAAAUUUUCUAGUCUUAUGUAAAUAGUUUUUACAUUAUUUUCAUGUUUUUAAUUAGUCAUUCUGUAUAUAUUUUGGUUAUAAUUAUCUAUUCAUGUUUAAAUAUUUUUAAUGUGUAAUUAUACCUGUAAACUAGCUGGUGAGUUGUCUCACGAAAGCAAAGCACAAUUUACACAAUAAACUUGAGUUGAGCUUUACAUUUUUUUUAUGUUUUGUGCAAAAAAUGGCAACCAUAAUGUUGCACCCUUUACUAAAAACUGCAUUUCUCCCACAUGAACUAUAACGAAGCAGUUUGUUUUAUUUAUAACAUCAAGUUUUGACCUAGCCAAACAUUUGUGGGUCAUUUAAAAAUUUGCUGUCUGUUUUUAAUCUUGGAAUUGCCCGCAAAAAAUCAUUCACUGCUGUCAAAUAGAAAUUUCCUUGUGCUUGGACCUCAUAGUGCAUUUCAAAGAGUUUUUUAUAACUUUCUUUGUUGCAUACCAACUGUCAUCAAUAUCUCUAUCACCAACAAAUCAGUUGAAAAAUAACCUAGGAUAUUGAAGGCUUUUUUUAUGCAUUCAGGUUGUUAUCAGAUAGUUGAAUGCUGCCUCAAAUCUAGAAGUUUCUGGGCCAGGUUUCUUGAAAGAUGGUCAAGUUUAACCCAGGAUUAAACCAAGCAAGGUUUUCUUGUGUAAGAUCAUGUAACUCUUGCUUAUAAAAUGCUGUUGAGCCUUAAAAUGUGACUCUAAGCUAUGCAUUGGAAGGUAACUAUAAAAAAAGGAAAAAACUUUAAUCCUGCAUUAGUGCUAAUCUGCAGCCUUUCAGAAACCAGGCCCUAGCUUGUCUGUAAACACUUUCUCUUUGGAUGAAGACAAAAGAUGUAUUAUUGGGAGUUGUUGUUGUUGCUGUUGUCUUCACUUACCUGUGGAUUAUAAUCCUGUUAAAUUCAAAUCACCUGAUUAUGUUUUGAGCAUUGAUGCAAGAUCACAUGCUGUGUACGUGACUUGGUAUUUUGAUCCUCCAAAAUUUCAAGUAUGUCCAAACCCAGGUUUUUUUAUUCAUGGGCUACAGCUCAUAUAACAACCAUAUUGCAAUAAAAUGGAGGAGCAGUAACAGGACUGUCAUCCUCCUUGAAUCUUUUUCAAAACUUAGAGUUGCUGGCUGAUUUUACUACAGUAGGUAGCUGAUAAAGCUGUCUCUAGUACGUGUACAUGUACAUGUAUAGAGACAUGAAAGAUACGAGAUCUUUAUUUUAUACUUAAAACUAGCAACAACAACUUCCCAGUUUUCUGUUAAUAUACUGCUAGACACUAUGUAUAUACAUCCUUCGCAUCUGAUUCAGUGUUUUAUUGCCAAGAUCAUAUAUCUCAUAAAUAAAGCUUUCAAAAUGAAAUACUACCUGAUUGUACUUGAAAAUGUAAUGCAUUCUUUAUGCAUUCUAUGAUUUUAUUUCUUUAAAUUAAUCAUUUGGUAAAUUACGGUAUUCCAUUGCUUUUCUGUUUUGCAGAUACAAUUUUCCAUAUUUUUUUUUCUCUUAUUUAACCGUCAAGAUUAUGUGGAUUUUUUAAGCAUGUAGUAUAUUAUUUACAGAUACAUGAUAUACAGAAGUGUGACCAUGACAUUUGAUGUGGGUCACUAAGUAGUCAUUACCAACACCAGACAUGUGUGAGGUGCAUAUUACAUUACAAACAUAAUAUUAUGAUGAGGCUUGCAAUGAGCACAUGCACAUGGUAAUGAUAAAAAAUGACUGAUUGUAAAUAAAAUACAUACUGUAGAUGCUAGCAUAUCCCUUGAAACUGUUCUGAGUUGUUGAUAAAGACAUGGAUAGAUGUAUCCAGCUAGCUUACUGCAAGAAAUUUAGCAUGUGUCAAAGAAUUUCACUGUUUAACAUUAUUAUUGCCAUUGCUAUUAACACUGGAAAGGUCUGUGAAUUGAAAGUUAUAAUUAUUUUAAUGUCAAACUUUUUCAUUAUGGAGUCAUAAAAUUGGAGCGGGAGCUUUCCUAAGCUAAGAGUUUUUCUAACUUUCUGGUACUUAGUGUUACUGUUUUAGACAGGUAAACAUUUGACAAAAUAAGUAAGUUGAGCCUCUACAUGGACCAGUGAUACUCAAUUUGCUGUGUACGUGAAAUCGUAAGUGUGAAGGCUAGUCAGUUGUUAGCUGUUUACACAUGUGAGCAAUAUUUUGUAAUAGCAAAUUAAUUAAUACCACAUUUGCACCAAUAAUGUUGUUGUCUUGGAACAGAAUAUUUUCACAACAAAAACUCUUCUUUUUCGGCCUGUUUAUGAUGAGGGAGCCAGCCACGUUAGCCUCCCACUAUAAGAUUUUAUUAUUAUAAAUCUUAUCUAACUAAAUUUACUAUAAGAUUUUCUUAUUUAUAAAUCUUAUAUAACUAAAUUUAAUAGCCAGAAUUUUGAGUCUUUCCAAAAUUCCUAGUCCUAACUUUGUUCACUGGUGGACAGCCGAUUUUGAGCAAGUCCCCAAUACAGUUCUCAGUGGUUGCUGUAGUUAUAUUAUUAUUAAAUUUCGACCCUGCUCGCUGUAGAGCUUCCAGUAGCUCAGCAGUUGGAGCAUCAGAUCUAUGAAUCAGAGGACUUGUUAGUUCAAAAUGCAAAUCUCAUAUGGAGCUUGGAAUUUUCUCGGAGCUUUCCAAUGUUAGAUUUCUCUAUUUCUAAAAAAUAAAUGACAAAAUUAAUUUGAUCUGUGCCUUUCAGCUUGUACAAGAAAGAUUUAAGGGCGUAGUGGCCAACAACACGCUGGUUUCACACAUAUUGGGAGCUGGAGAUUAUCUUACAGCAACAAAACAGAGUAUCAAAAUGGAGGCUGAAAUUCUUUCUCAACUGUUGUGUGACAGGAGAGAUUAUACCCUCGCUUGCAUGACAGAGUUUUGGAAAGUUUACUGCGAGAAUCACACAACAUUGGAAACACUGUACAGCUUAAUGAAUGACUGUGUUUUAAGACACAUCCACUGCGAGGGACUGGAGUUAUUUUCUGAGUAUAUCUGGACUAGCAAGCCACAGUACUAUGACCUGGAUUUUUUGGAUAUGAUGAAUUAUCCACAAAUUGGUGAUGAGGGCUUUCAUUUCAUAGAAGAGGAAAGAGUACCACGGAGGUCAAUAUUGUAUAUUGGCAGGAGAUAA